Haliotis rubra (blacklip abalone) is the source of this 988-nucleotide messenger RNA. Its product is annotated as probable DNA double-strand break repair Rad50 ATPase. The transcript has 4 exons. Bases 56 to 883 code for a protein of 275 amino acids. The record is from RefSeq and is a predicted model, not a curated record. NCBI's taxonomy places the organism in Eukaryota, Metazoa, Mollusca, Gastropoda, Lepetellida, Haliotidae.
GGUGGUUGCCUCUCAGUCGGUCAUACCCAGGACGGCUCCCUGUGUGAUAUCAAACAUGCUUCCUAAGGUUGUUCUGUUAGUGUGCCUGCUCCCUCUGGCGCUGUGCCAUGGUGGAUCCAGCGAAGAGAUGGGCGGUUUCAUGGGAGGAAUGGACGGAGAGUCCGGAGACAUGUUCGAGAAGAUGAAGGAAUUCAUGGAGAAGCGGGAAGAGGAGAAAGAGCACUUCGAAGGCGAUGGCGACUGCAAGAGCAAGGAAGAAGCUCAGAUGAAGCAAUAUUCCAUGAUGAAGAAGUUCCAAGAAAUGCAGAAGAUGCAGGAGAUGAAAAAGAAGAUGGAGAUGAAGGAGAAGAUGGAGAAGUUCAAGAAGUACCAAAUGUUCAUGGAGAAAAUGCAGCAGCAGAAGGAGGAAGCAGCAAUGGAGCAGAAGAAGAAGAUGUACGAGCUGUGGCAGAAGCAUGAGGAGAUGAAGAAGAAGAAGGCUAAGGAGGGCGAGUUCAAGGAGCUUAUCGAGUCCUUCCAGGAACAGAAGAACAAGUUCGCCUUCCAGCUCACACACGCCUUCCUUCAGCUUUGCCAGUGUGGAGAGGUCAACGCACAGAUGAACAAGAUGUUCAUGGGUUUGAGGACAAACGACGACACAGACAUGAUCGGUGGUAUGGGUGAGGGAAUGAGGGAGGCCGUAGAAGCCAUGGAGACCGGAAACAUGGCCAGCCUAGCUGAGAAGAUCAAGAAGAUGGACCACGAACAGCAGAAGAAACUCUUUAUGGGUGGUCUCGUCAAGUCGAUGUGCGGCGGAGCCAAGGCCUACGUGAUGCAGGCCAAGAGGUUCGAGGAGACCUACAUGCAGAGCAACAGCACAAUGGAGACCACAACCUCGGGUUGAGUGAGCCACUGUGGACCAGCAGCUAAUCUGAGUUUACACUGUCAAGCAUUGCUCAUGUGAAUUAUUUUUUUACUGUUUGUGUAAUAAAAGAUUUCAUAAAAUUGA